AAUAAUGUUAGUGUUAGAAGAGGGACACGUUUACUUCUAGAAAAACCUAGACAAGAGGCAUCUACUAUACCUAUAUCGGAAGAAUCCCCAGCCAAACUCAAAUUCCUACUUGGGAAGUUGAAACCCAGUUGAAUCAAGUUUCCACGCUACCGACGGAGGAGAAGGCGACCGAGGGAAUGGAGGAGCAGGCGGCUAAGGUUAGAUGCCAGCGAAUGGGUUGCGAUGUCAUGUUCUCUCCAGAUGACAAUCCUGAUGAUUCCUGUCAAUAUCACGAUUCUGGGGUUGGGGAGCACAAAUUGGGGCAAAGUCCUAUGGCGAAUUGCUUAUCUAACUUUGAUUUGGAUGGUAUGACAGGAAAGAAAUGUGUGGAUUUUUUAGGCCAAGCGGAGGACCACCAAAACGUUAUGGGACCUUGUCUAUUUCUAUUCAUCAUUUUGGACAUCGACCAUUAAUGCUUGCAAGAGCAUUCCUCUUAGCCUUAUUCAACUUGAUUGGAUUUCGAUAUGUAGUUCAAAAGUGUCAAAAUAGUAAUGCCAAGAUGUUUUGAUGGCUUUUGGUGCUUUUUUCUUUUCCUUUGUUUUGAUUAGGUUUAUAUUUAGAGAAGGAUUUCUCAUCCUUCUCGGUUUAACAUUGCUAUUAAAAUCAUUGCUGUUUCUGAUAAAAAAAAAAUCAGUGUGUCCAUUGCUAGGGUAGGGUAGAGCUUUAGGUUUGCUGGUUCCUAAUUUGUGUGUACUUUUUUGUCAGUUUCUAUGAUCCUUCUGAAGGACCCAUCAUCCGUCUUGUGCUUUCAAAUCCAUGUCUGUAAAUUAUUGUUUUUCAUUAAAAGGGUAGUAUUUAAUUCAUACUUGCUUAUGGUGAAGCAAGGUUAACAGAAGCCUAACUCAACCUGUACCAAGAAGAAAAAAACUUUCUGAUAGAUGAGACUUAAGUUUGAAAACCACACAAGCAGGUAAGUUCUAUGAACAAGGCUUAUAGAAACAAAGAUUACAAGGCCUAGUUUUUAACUCUGACUAGAACAAAGAAAAAACUUUAUAACCUAAACUGACUCAAACAAGCAUAAGAUUUUCCCAAACCUAUAACCAAGCACGUACUAAGUUGACACUAAACACCCCUAAUAUUACAAUCACCAUACUACUCCUAACUAGAGAUUUCAGGUUUCUCCAUGUUCAAGGAGAUGAGAACUGAGCAGGUUCAACAAUAUGCCUUGUAUUCCUCAAUUAUGUGGCACCUUGUGCGGAAGCAUCAAUCAUUAGUGGCAUGUGAGCAUUCAGAAUUUCUUGAUUGCCAUCCCCAUCAUUCAUGCUGUUUGUCAUGUGGGAAGCCAAAUUCUUGCAGUGAUAAGACAUUCUUUUUUGUGAUAAACUUUUUACUAGAAGCAUAUCAUCAUGUAUUAAUUACUAAUUCAUUUCUAAUCUUGCAUGCUUGGGCUUGCUUUGACCGGGCUCGGACAUGGAUCUCAUCAGGGACCUUUUUUUCAUGAUGGGAUGAAAGAGUGGAGUUGUUGCAAGAAAAGGAGUCAUGAUUUCAGCUUAUUUCUAGCAAUUCCAGGAUGUAAGACAGGUAAGCACACAACUGAGAAACCAGUACUAGCAAAGCCAGCUCCUCCAAAGAAUCAAGUUCCUGCUCCAGCUCCUGCACCUGAUGCAUCGUCAAAACAAACUUGCUCUAGGUGUCAGCAGGGAUUUUUUUGCUCAGAACAUGGUUCACAAGCCAGAGAAAAGAGGUUGCAAACAGAUUUGCCAGCCGAAAACAACACAGGUGUUCAGGAGGGCUUGGCUGCUCCUGCAAAGAAGAUUGUUGAUAUAAACCAGCCACAAACCUGUGGAAACAAGGGAUGUGGUAUGACUUUCAAAGAAAAGGAUAAUCAUGAUACUGCUUGCAGUUAUCAUCCUGGGCCUGCAGUUUUCCAUGACCGGCUAAGAGGGUGGAAAUGCUGCGACAUUCAUGUGAAGGAGUUCGAUGAAUUCAUGAGUAUACCACCUUGCACCAAGGGAUGGCACAAUGCUAACCCAGCGUCAUAAGCAGCAGACAUGGGCUUUCAUACAAGGUGUUUCUUUUCUUACCCAGUUUUCCCAAAUUAUAAUUUAUGGAUUAAUGGUACUGACUAUGUUCUCAUUGAGAUAGAAUCUUCUAUGGUUAUAAACUUGAUUCAUGAGGGUGAGAACUAAACUAUAAAGGCUGUCUUUUCUUCUUGUGUGUUAAA
This is a messenger RNA of Vitis vinifera (wine grape), 2203 nucleotides long. RefSeq names its product cysteine and histidine-rich domain-containing protein RAR1. Gene Ontology annotation, biological process: defense response to bacterium; defense response to fungus. Gene Ontology annotation, cellular component: cytoplasm; nucleus. The coding region runs from base 1419 to 2021 and encodes 200 amino acids. The record is from RefSeq and is a predicted model, not a curated record. Gene Ontology annotation, molecular function: Hsp90 protein binding. Lineage: Eukaryota; Viridiplantae; Streptophyta; Magnoliopsida; Vitales; Vitaceae. The transcript is spliced from 6 exons.